GUGAUGAGCCACCACUACAUCGGGCGCGUGUUCAGAUUCUACAUCUGCAACCUGACGCCGACCCUGAAGAGAAUAGGGGGGUGGGUGACCAACAUCCUCACGGACCGCCAGAAGCAGAAGCUGCACUUCGUCGACGACGUGUCCGACCUGAGAAAG
Prorocentrum cordatum is the source of this 156-nucleotide messenger RNA. Lineage: Eukaryota; Dinophyceae; Prorocentrales; Prorocentraceae. The record is from the annotation of a GenBank genome assembly.